Leptidea sinapis is the source of this 9459-nucleotide messenger RNA. RefSeq names its product inositol polyphosphate-4-phosphatase type I A-like. The record is from RefSeq and is a predicted model, not a curated record. Gene Ontology annotation, molecular function: phosphatidylinositol-3,4-bisphosphate 4-phosphatase activity. The coding region runs from base 181 to 3636 and encodes 1151 amino acids. The transcript has 19 exons. Gene Ontology annotation, cellular component: cytoplasm. Lineage: Eukaryota; Metazoa; Arthropoda; Insecta; Lepidoptera; Pieridae.
AUUUAGUAUUUACAAUAAUUUACAUUGGUGAACCGUGAAAUAAAAAAUUACACUUUGAUGAUUGUUCAUUGUAGUUUUAAUUUGAUUGCUAGAAUUAAAUUAAACAUAUUAAAAUGCCCUUGUUUCUGAGUCAUUGCAAGUAUUUCUAGUUUUAUCAAUUUCUAAUUAUUGAAAUCAAUCAUGAGAUACAACAAACAAGAACUGAUUUCAUUGGCUUCACAGACAUCGCAAAACUUUGAUCGAGAAGGUGUUAUGGUAAUGAAAGAGAAGCUGGAUGGGUUUUUUCGUAGGACUGAAGGGUGUGCAAUGAGAUGGUUUCGUUUAAGAGGCAACCUUUUAUUUUAUUUAAAAGGUGCGGAACCGUGGUGUGAGCCCGUUGGUGUCAUUAUAUUGGGUAAUCAUAACAUCAAAACACAUAAUCAAGAUGAAAAUGGAUACUGGCCAUUUCAUAUUGUAUGGGAAAAUGGUGUUUGCUAUAGAUUAGCAACUUUUCAUGAAUCUGAACGCACUCUCUGGAUAAAAGCUUUACAGAUGGCACCUUAUGAUUUUAUAAGCUCCCAAAUAGUUGAUUUAAAAGAAAAAUUAAAUAGAAUGAGGCCAGUUGUAGAUGUGACUUGCUAUAGAGCACAAAAAUCAAUAUCAAUAGAUAUGAAUGAAAUUCCUUUGUGUGAAUUAGCCUUGUCUUGUGAUAACUUGUUAUGUGAUGCCUAUGGAAAACCACCUUCACCACUUGUUGUCAUAUAUAUUUGUUUCUCCAAAGAGCUAUGUGUAAAAUAUGGAUCUACAGAGGUUAUCCAAUCCUGCAGUAAUCCCUGUUUUUCAAAAACCAUAUUAUUUAGAGGAAAUGAUGGUCUAUCAAAUAAUAAUAUUGUGCGUAUAGUUGUUUAUGAUGUCAAGGAGUGUGUAUCAGAAACUGUGGUACCAAUAGGAUAUACAACAUUGCAGUUUAGUACAUUACAGGAAUCUCAAAAACUCAGAGUAGCCAUUAAGACUCGGGGUGAUAAAACUGUUGGAUUUAUUACCAUGAAUGGUUGGAGUCUGGAGCCAGCUUGUACAGGAAACAGUCCUUGUCACACAAAUGAUAAAAAUUGUUUGGAAAUUCCUCAAAAAGUGCAGUGCCAUAGAAGAUCUCAAUCUUUACCACCAAGAUUGGGGCUUAAGUUGAAGUUUCCAUCAUAUGGAAGCUUGCUAAAACAAAAUUUUGUAAAUAGUCACCAAGUGACAUAUAGAUUUCAUUCAGGGUUGGGUGGCGAUAUAAAUGUUCACGAAAUCAUGGCUGAAUCAAAAUUGUGCUACCAAAUACCAUUGCACCUACUUGAUGUCUACAUACACAGGGAACGACAAUUACUAGAUGAGUUGUUAUCAGUGGGGACAAUAAGUGGUCACUGGCAAAACAAGCAAUUAGAUCUUGCCACAAUCCAUGUGUCACUACUGAAACACUAUUCCCAUUUAAAAAGAUGUUUACAACAAGCUGAGCAUGCUUAUUUUAAAGCUAGCUGCAAGAAAGAUGACUCCAGUUUAGAAUUUGCACCAGUUAAUUUACAUUUACAAAGAAUGUGGGUGCAUAAUGAUACUCUUAACAAAACUGGCUUUCAUGAUAUUAUAACUGUUGGGGCAUUUGCUGCUCACUCACAUAAAUCAGAGAGAACUGGUGGUCUUAUAAGAUUAGUUCAACAAGUAAAGGAUAUGAAUACAUUGAAUUCAGUGGCAGAAAAUCGAAUUCAAGCAGAAUAUGACAAUGUUGUCGCGUUGAGAAUGUUAAGAGAUGAAAUCGUUUUAGACCUGGAUCGGAUUAUAGUCCUCAUUCAAGCAAAGCAGUGCAUUGAAGUACAACAUAUAUGUGAAGUUAUUAAAAAAAAAACUAAAAGUUUGCUUUCUCUUUGGGAACCUGGAGUUAUAGAAGAAUCGUUGGCAAUCAUAGGUUGGCCUAGAAAUAAUGUCGAUGGAAAAGAAUGUCAGACAUUGCCGACGAUAAUGCAACUAACAGAUCAAGUGAGCAUGUUUGAUACAAACUUGGACUACGACACAUAUGAAGCAUCAUCUAGCUCUAGUUCUAAAGAGACAUCUCCAACAGUGGAGUGCACCUCGUUGUCAUCAAGUGUACCAAAUGUGUCACAAAAUAAGUUCUCAAAAGCACAGGACAUUAAAAAUCUAAUCGAGACAUCUGAUUUGCAUUUUCAUAAUGAUUAUUUUAACAGUGAAGAACGUAAUAAAUUGAAUCAUUCAUUUCGAUCUGUGCGAUCACCCGUUAAGUCGAAGUUCAGUGAUAUAUCUUGCUUAUCGUUCGAUUCGAAUCGGCCGCGACAUGGAAGCUUGAGGCACGAUUCCAAGAGUUCAACAACUUCAGAGCAUGUUUCAUAUAGAUGCCUAAUGGAAAGUUUUACUGGUGCUGAUAAGAAAAAGGGAAAUAUAAAAAACGAUGUGUCACCUUUGCCUGAUAUGGGUCAAGUUGAUUCAAGUACGAGAGAGAAAUACUUGGCUUAUCUCAAAAGUGUUAGUAAAGGCAUUGAAGAUAGCUUAGAUAAUAUUAUCAAUGGUAUUAAUAAGACUCUUUGCAGUAGUAAAGGCGAUUUAGAAGAACAAUUAGAAGAGUUGCGUGGUAUGAGUGAGGAGUUUAAAACAAAGGCAGAACAAUUGAUACAUUGGUCUCGUAUUUCACAUGCUUCGUUACGGUUGCGAUAUGAGUCGCCUUUGUGGGCCCGAGACCGUGCGGCACUACAGACAAGAAGGGAUACAUGCUUUUCACAAGCUUUGGCGACAUUGACGUCUGGUCUUUUGUGUUGGUUCAAUUCGGUGCCGAGCGAUAUUGUAUUCAAGCUGUUGUCAUCUGACCUAGGACCUUUAUGUGGAUUUGAGGGCUUGUUGAGUCUAUAUUCAACCGAGAAGGCGAUGUGGGGCGAUAUGGUGGUUGCCAUUGAAGAUCUGCAAACAGUUUUGUUUACUUUAACUAAAGCAAGCAGCAGCAUGUCUAUGCCUCAAUUGAAUGGAACAAGAGGUUGUUUAACAGUCAAUAUACCUGUUUCUGAAAGUCUGUACACAAGGUUCUCAAAAACUGAACACCUCAGUUUCACAGUAACUGCCGUAUUCUUUAACAUUGGUAUAAAUUGUAAAGCAUCGCUUGCUGAAGCUCUGGGUGAGACGACGCCGCAGUAUCAUUCGAACAACGAUAAUCUCGAUAGACUAAACAAGUAUUAUCACAAAUACAACAAAAUUUUUCCAGCUAAUUAUAUGGCUGCUACUAGAGCGUCAUCAAGGGUGAAACCUCUCGAAGAAGUCAUGGAGAAUUUAAAGAUAGCAGUACACAAGAAAGUGCCAAAAAAUGUGGACGUUUUGCAUCUUGCUGCGUUAGCAACAAGACUGAUGAAUGGUAUUCGUUUCACAUCCUGCAAAAGUGCCAAAGAUAGAACAGGGAUGUCGGUAACACUGGAACAGUGUAGUAUUCUUUCGUCAGAGUAUCAUUUAGCCGAACAUGAAAUGACUAAAGCAUUGAACAUUAUGAGAAGUGAAGGUUGCCGAAGAGAGAAUACAUACAAGAAUAUUGGUGUGAAGAAAUACGCUUUUACAAAAAAACAAGUAAAGGCCUUGCCAGAGAAGUAUCAACCCCCUGCAGGGACUUACGGUUCAUCACAGACUUGAAAAUAAGUCCAAAUGUUGUAAACAUAGAGAAUCUAAAUAAAAAAAAAACUAUUAAAUAUAUGUAUACUUGUUACAAAUCUAGCGAUCGUACUUUGGGCUAAUUCGGCCUGAGCAGCGGUUCACGAAUUACACAAAAUGGCUAUCACAUAUAGCUAUCAUUUGUCCAGCUGUCAUCUGUGAAAGAGAUGAGAGACAGUUUAAAAAUAAUAAUUUUCUAUAAAUUAUUACAAGAGUUUUGGUAUCGACUUAUAAUUGAAUAACAUGAAUUUCAAUGAAAAAGCAUGAAUGAAUGCAGUAGCACAGAUUUGCCCCCUCCAGUAUACGCGGAGCAGUCUGGGCAACCACUAUUAGGUACAGGCCCUAAUUGUGGAUGCCCAGGACACUUUCUCCAGGGCUACAUAGCCUGGUACCGUCCUGGAGUAGUCUUUUUUAGUCCGUUCUGCCAUUUGUAUUUGGGAGGGGGAGGUGUAGGCCUCCGGAUUCCCCACUCAUCAGACGAAACACAGCGGCAUAGCCGCUAUUUCACGCGGGUUCAAGUGGGAGAGUGGUAUAUCUCCGGGCGUGUCGGCCCAAUUCGGUUUGUCCGUGAGGAGCCAACAUGGCACUACUCCUAAAACUUGGCUGAGUGUAAUAAAACGUGAACUUGACCUUUGCAUUGGUCUGGCUUACUUAAGCUCAGCAUAAUUUCAGCUGUCAAAUAAUAAAAAAAUAAAAUCAAAGAUUAUGCUAUAUUAUUAUUAUUAUUAUUAUAUAAAUAAGUGAAGUCUGAGCAAAUUCUAAGUACGCUCUAUAGAUCGCAGCCUCAUUGGUGUAAGGUCACUCCUUAGCUUUCACUUGUUUUGAACAAACCCUAGCAUUCUAAAUGUGUGUUAUUAUUACAAACGCUUAGCAAAGACUAAGAGCGUAGACUACACCUGGCUACAACACAUGUUACAACCAAUCAAGGUGAAACAUCUUCUGUAGUACGUAGUACUAUCGACAAAAUUGAAUCAUGGCCCACCUUAAUGUGAUUUUCCUGCAGUCAAAAUAAACAAUAAGGUCAAAAUUCGCUUAAACAUACAUUUCAUAAGUGUCUUAUCAUUUUGUUACACUCAUGACAGUCCACCAAUUGUACUACAAUCUUUUUCGUGUUAAUAUAAACCUAACUCUAUUAAUGAUUUUUAAAGAAUUAUCAACAAUAUGGGUCAUCAAUCAUUUUUGUCGAACCAUCGCCGGGUGUUCCUUCAAACCACGGGCCUCUCAAAACGAGCCCUAAGUCUACACAGUAAAAAAAUAUAGCAACUGACUAUAAGUAAUAUUAUAUACUUUCUGUUACUCAUUAUAACAUUUGGUGCAUUGGGGACUACGUGACCAUAGUACAUAAUAUUAAAUAAUUGUUUAUGUAUUUGUAUUCUAUUACUUUAUUUGACGUACUUAGUAAAUCAUUUCCGAAUACCUAUGUGAAAUUGUAAUUUUUUAUAUGUCUAUACAGUUAGUAGGUAAGAUUAGUCAAAAUGACAUGCCAUUUAAAAAUAAUUUAAAUUUAAAUGUUACAUUUCUAUGUACUUAUUAUUGUUGUGGUUUUUGUAAGUUAAUUAUAAUUGUGUUUUUUUUUCAUUUUACGUCCAUUUGUUUUUUAUUAUAAUUUUUUUAAAUAUAUAUAAUAUAAUUUCAUGACGUAAAUUAUUCUCUCUGUAUUAGUGUCGUGCCUUUCUCUAUAAUGUUUUGAUUUAUAAAUUAGUAUCCACGCUGUUGUCAAAGAGGCGUUAUAAUGACUUAAUUUUUUGAUUUGCUUUUGGUGUUUUUUUUUUUAAAUAAACAUGUUCUUUUUAAUAAAAGACAAUCAGUGAUUAUUCAUAAAGCCAAAUUAUAUGCAACACAUCAAUGUUUGAGUGAGCAGGACUUGUGUAUUUGAAAUUUGACGUUUUAUACUUCUUUCGUGUCCAUAUUGUUGGUAAAAGUUCAAAUACGUUUAGUUCUUAAUUAUGGGAAUUUGGAAACUUCAGAUAUACAAAAUAUUAAUGAAGAGGCUUGUCCCACUCGUGUAGAAAAUUUUCUAACGCCAACGAUAGUGGAAAAUGUUAGGAGUUAUCAACAAAACACAAGCAGAAGUUUGAUGUUAUGAGAUUUUGGGGUUAUUUUUCGGCACUGCCAGAUUGCAAUAAAAACUGUUUGAAGUCAAACGUUCUUUUAUAAUUUAUAAAAACAUUAACAUAUUGAAUAGAGUCUGGCUAACGAAACUAAUUACUGUAAUUAUUGACAAACUUAUGACAUAGAUUCUAGAGACAUUAGAGAUGUCUAAUGCAACGUUACGAACAAUUAAUAUGUCGCGAUUGUUUAUUAUGACCAUUUUGUUUUGAGACUUUGUUCGAGUACGUAUUAUUUUCUUUUUACCUUACAACAGUUUUAUUUUGGUUCAUAAUAAUGCUAUUUCACGCAUAUUUAAAAGAAUUUUAUUCAUUUAGAAUUAAAUUAUGUCCAUCCUUUAUCAGUCAUCGUCUUUACACAUAUGCAAUCACUUUAUACCUUUAUUAUUACCCAGAAAAAAAGCGAAUUUCAAAUCACCGAUUUUCAUUAUGCCGAAUGGUUCAGAAUUACUAAUAUAACAACUCAAAUUUAAAUCAUAGGCAUUAUAAUUAUUACAAAAUACCGCCUUUGAAAAACGGAACAUCGAAAUUCGAAAUAUAUUUUUUGGAGUAUUUUGCUGUUUUCAAAAUUGGCAGUAUCAACUUCGUGUAUUCAGUCUAUAGCCAGUGUUAUUAGUAUUCAGUAGCAUAUUUUUUUGAUUUGCCGCCGUUUCUUAGGGCCAGAUUUCAUUAGCCAGUCUCUUUCUACUUAAAAAUAUUCUUAUUAAAUAUUAUACUUACAUAAUAUGUGUUAUAUGUUAAUUAUAAGUACAAUUUUUAAUUAUGUUACGUUAUUUAGCGUUCUGUUGUGAUUACUGUUAAUGUCUGGUAUUUUUUAUUGUAAUUUUCGAUAUUAUGCUUUAGUGGAUAAGUUCAUGAAAGCUUUAUUUUUUUAAAUGAUGGCACCGAGAUGAAAUAUUGUGGGUCGAUUGUAACUGUGAUAGCUUGUACUUAUUCUAAGUCCAUUAAAACUGCUUAUAUAUAAAAAUUGCCACCAUAAAGCUGAUGUAACAUUUUUAUCUAUCAUCGAAAAUCAUCGUCAGCCGGAAGACGUCUACUGCUGGACAAACGCCUCUCCCAAGAUCUCGAGUAUCGGUCUUGCGCUGCUCUCAUUUAACAUAUUCCGGCGAUCCUGACCAGAUCGUCCAUCUUGUGGGGGCCUACCAACACAGCGUCUUCCGGUACGUGGUUGCCAUUCAAAGACUUUACUGCCCCACCCGGUGUCCCACAGUUUCGCAUUCAUUUGGGCAAUGUCGGUGAUGUUUCUCCUACGGAACUCCUGUUUCUGCUUCAGUCUCGCAGUUCGCAUUCGUUUACUCGUAUCAUCGUGCAUGUUUUAUAAAAAUCUGGUCCUAUACAAUCAGACAUUGUCUUUUAGCUGCAAUAAUCAGCGGUGAGGGUGUCCAAUGACUAAUUGACGAUUAUUUUCUAAAUGUUCAUUUUGACGUUAUGAAAUCUCGAUGAAAUUUAGUAGUUGUUAUCUUAUAUCAGCUGUGAGAUUUCUUGCUUUGAUUGCUAAUAUAUCGCACACGAUGUGCGUACGGUACAUUCCGAUAUGAUUUGGGUCUGAUUCUGGUUUGCUUAAAGUUAGACGAUCAAUAUUAUCCACGGUUUUCAUUAAACUAAAUAAUACGAGUAUUGGUUAUUCUCAGUGGCCCGUUAUUUUUGCAUACCGAUGUUUAAGAUUAUAUUUAUAAGUUAAAAUGUUAUAUUUAGUUUGAACUGAUCGCAAUAAUUUUUUGUGUUGUUUUAUUACGUAUAAAAUUCAAGAAGCUGUUUUCUCCUUUAUUGAAAUGUCGAGUUUUACUGUUUGAGACAGAAAUUACUUAACAUAUAUUAAUAAUCAAAUGAAGCAUUUAUUAUAUAAAUAAGUUGUUAAGUCGGAAAUUAAAAAAAAAUGUGUUCUAAUGUUACACUGCUCGUUGUUCCCGAUAUAAAUCACGAAUAUAAUAUGUGACUGCUCUUACAUUCAUUCAUCAUUAACGUAGAACUGACUUCCAUAAAGUCAUAUUGAGAGUGCAUUUAAUACAUCAUAAGCCACUCGGGCAUCGAAUGAGUGACAUAAGUAUAGAAUUCGUAUUUAAUUGCUCUGUAUCAAGAUAGUGUAAUGUAGGUAUCAUAUGCUGGUUCAUAUGAUGAUAAAACACAAUAUAGUAGCAUAAUAUAACACGUCACUUACGCACCUUAUAUAGCUGCAUCCAUUUUAUUAGAGGUACUUAAAACGAAGAAAAUAUUAUAAUUUCGUAUUUGUUUAUUUGUGUAGUUGUUCGCUGAGAGUUGAUGAAUAUUAUUAUUUUUUUUGAUAUGGAAAAGGAGGACAAAAGGGUACUGGUCACCUCGUGUUAAGUGAUCUGCGCCGCCCAUAUUCUCCUGCAACACCUGAGAAUCUCAGGAGCUUUUCCGGCCUUUAAUAAAAGUAUACGCGCUUUGUUUUCAAAGGUGUCCUUUGAAACAGCGCACAAGGAAGCUCAAGCCGCAGCUUGAUUGUAAGUGGAAGAAAGUUCCUUGAAAACCACACUGUGGAGGAACGCCACACAUCCAGAUGGUGGGGAUGAUAUCCUAAUUUGUGGCAUGUCGUACGAAGGUGGAACUCGGCAUUAUGAAACGUCACGAAUUCGGUUGUCGCGUAAUUAUCACAAUUAUCAAUCAGAGUUUUUGUAGUAAAAAAAUUAAUCUUAACUUGGCGAACAUAAUUUUGUCUUUUAUAGUUAAUAAUAUAUAAAUGUUUGUCAUAUAAUAGACCUUAUACAGUAAGAUAAUUGCAACGCCCCACUAUAGUCUAACAGCACUAUAGUAGAUUUUAUUAGAAGUAGAAUACUUGCAAAUACGUUGAAAAGACGACAAAAUAUUUUUAAUAACAAAUUAGCCAUUGAAAAUAGUUUUCUUUUUUAUAACUACUGAAGCCGCAGUUUUAGUUGAGCACUUAAUAAAGGUAGGUAAUUUAUUCUAUUCUAUCUAGAUACUUUUUUCAUUAUGCUUGCAAGGAUCGUACGAUUUGAGUAAUGUCAUGUAGGGAAUUAUGACAGUUCGUGAUAGCGUAACAAAGGAAAAGUAAUUCUAUUUAUAUUUGUAAUCAACACCCUUAUCAUAGAUUUACGUUUCAAUUAAUCCAGCUUUACCUGUAUUGUGCCAAAACAUGUUUCCACUUCUCAUAAUAUUUUUCGAUGUAUAUUCAAAAGCAAAAGUAAUUAAAUGUUGUUUUAUUUUGUGCGAGUUAUAUGAGGUGUAUGUUUAGUAGUGUUAACAAUUAAGUCUUCCAUAGCACGAAAUAAGUCUUUUAUUAUUUCAUAUUCUGUGUUCAGUUAUGUGAUCCUAAAAUUGCCACGUUGAGGUUUGUAAGGGUGAUGUUUUUAAAUAAAAGGAGAAAGAAUUAAAUGCCUUAAGCCCAUCUUCAAUUUAGGCUAAUUUUGUUCUUCUGUUACGUCACCUUAAAGGCGUGGGAAAUCGUCAUAUCUCUGCAAAAUGAUUUUAUUGUAAUAGUUGUAAUAGCCAUCACAUUAAAUUGAAUACCUAUUGUUUAUAUUGUCUGGCACCGUAUUUCCCAUGGUAGUACAUGUUUAUUGACACUUAUCUUAUCAUUCCUUAGUAUAUUUGAAUUUGUUGAUAACGAUAAAAGAAAUGAUAAGCCAGAUACAGUGGUAUUCAUUUAUGAUGGUCAUUCUCUUAUAAGUAUCAUCUCCAAACUUGUAGAAAUGUUAAAUAUAUGAAUAUUAUCCAA